Molecule: messenger RNA, 2959 nt
Organism: Leptopilina heterotoma
Lineage: Eukaryota; Metazoa; Arthropoda; Insecta; Hymenoptera; Figitidae
Gene: SH3PX1
Product: sorting nexin lst-4
Exons: 5
Coding region: 456-2066 (536 amino acids)
Biological process (GO): plasma membrane tubulation; endocytosis; endosomal transport
Cellular component (GO): plasma membrane; cytoplasmic vesicle
Molecular function (GO): protein binding; phosphatidylinositol binding
Source: RefSeq, a predicted model, not a curated record
UAAAGCACGUAAAGUGAUUGGUCAAUAGAAAAACACGUUUCCAGAAAAUGUUUAAACAAAAUGUCAAAUCAAUCUUUUGGGGAAUUAAAUAAUAAAGAACAAAAUUAAAUUUUCGAAAAAAAUGCCUGGAAAUUCAUAAAUAAAAAAGUAUCUUUCUUCUACAUACUGUUAAUUUCAUUUUUUAACAUUUCUUUCAAGGACUUUCGCCGCCAAUGAGCAACAAUCGUAAGAACAUCUACACAGUUCACACCCACAAUUGAAAAUUUUCUUACUACUUACGCGUGAAAUUACAUAUACACUCUCGACACAAGUGUGUUGGCCUGUUGGCGCAAAUGUCAGCUGUCCAAUCUGAAAAUAAGAACAGAACCGUGAUUGGAUUUCUUAUGGAUAAAUUAAACUUCUGAAUAAUAAAUCGUGAUAAAAAUUUUGAAAAGGAAUUGCAGUUCACAAAAGGCAUGGAGGGCCAGCAGGUGAGAGCCCUAUAUGAUUUUACGGGAGAGCCAGGAACGGCAGAAUUAUCAAUAGUAACUGGAGAAACUUUGACUGUUAUGAGAGAUAAUGUUGGCGAUGGUUGGUGUGAAGGUUAUAAUCAGAAAGGACAGUCAGGUCUUUUUCCUGCAGCCUAUGUCCAAACAGCGGAUGCUGCAGUACCAGCAGGUAGUAUGACAGUUUCACAACAGUCAACAGGUGAAUUUUGGGACGACGAUUGGGACGAUGACUCGGAGGUUGGUCAAACUCAGGCCUAUGUUCCUCCAACUCAUAAAAAUCAAGUGAUUCCAUCUCAAAAUUCGAUUUCGAAUGAGUAUGGAGACUCAGUUUCAAUGCACACUAUCCAUUCUGUUAUAUCCGAUAAACCAAGUUCAAAUGCACCAAAGAAAAACAAUAAAUUUUCGACUCUAAUUAAAUCUGGUGAGGACAGUUUUCUACUAGGGACAAAGAGUGUUAUGGUUCCGGAAAAUGAAAUGAUAAUUCUUAACGAAACUAAUGGACACUGUUAUUGGGAUUCAAUAGGCGAGAGUUAUAAUUGCGUCGUUACCUCACCAAAAAAAGAAUCUAAACUCAAGGGACUCAAAAGUUUUAUCGUCUAUCAAUUAACACCCACAUUUAAUAACAUUCAAGUUUCUCGAAGAUACAAGCACUUUGACUGGUUACACGAGAGAUUAGAGGAGAAAUUUUGCUUUAUUCCAAUUCCUCCACUGCCGGAUAAACAGAUCUCAGGACGUUAUGAGGAGCAAUUUAUCGAGCACAGACGAACUCAAUUGCAAGAAUUCGUUGAUUAUGUGUGCAGGCAUCCAGUAUUAUCGAAAAGUCGAGUUUGGGAGCACUUUAUAACGUGUACGGACGAAAAACGUUGGAAGGCAGGCAAACGACAAGCGGAGAAAGAUGAAUUACUGGGUGUUAAUAAUUUUAAUGCAAUUCAAUGUCCGGACACACCGUUAGAUGCAAUUAAAUUCGAUGUGAAAACAGAUGCAUUCUCGAGAUUUAUAAAUGGAUUAGAUCCAGUGGUGAAAAAUUUUAUGGCAAUGGCUGUUGAUCAAACGAAAAAACAUCAGGUUCUUUAUAAACGGGAAUUUCAAAAAGUGGGACAAUGUUUUGUAUUUCUCGGCAAUGCAUUGGAUCCAAGUAGUUUUCAAGUAGAGGAGAAUAGCAGAAAUAAAUUGACGGAGGCGUUGAAAAUAACGGGAGAAGCUUAUAAUGAAAUUGGAAGACUUUAUGAAGAGCAACCAAAGUUCGAUUGGGAACCACUUGCCGAUAAAUUUCAUAUUUACAGGGGAAUUAUUAGCAGUUUUCCUGACGUUAUCAGUAUACACAAGAGUGCAGUACAAAAGAGACGAGAUUGCGAAAGGCUAGUCAGUGAACACAAAAUGGAAUCACAACAAUUACGUGAACUCUCCCAUCGAACAGAUAUAAUAGCACGAGCACUAGGAGCUGAAGAAUCUCAUUUUCUUUCCGAACGAGAGGUUCACAUAAAUCAAGCUAUGAAAACUCACCUAGUAGAACAGAUUAAAUUUUAUCAAAAUAUAGUUAAUAAGCUACAAGAAGCGCUGCACGCUUUUGAUGGCUGAUAAAAAAAAACAAUCAUUCUUGCUUAAAUUUUUUUUUUCAUUUUUUUUUCUUUGAAUAAUGCAAAUGUGAUGUGCAUUAUUUCGUAAUACAUUAUUAGCAUAAUUAAUUCUAACAAAUGUACAUCGUACAUUAAUUUUUAUUCCAACUAUUACAAUAGGUAUAUCAAUUUAUUUUUUAAAAAAAGAUUAAUUUAAUUUUGGCGAUUAAUUAAAAAAUUGAAUACUUAAUUAAUCCAAAGUUUUAAUACUUUGGUUAAGUGCGUGGUAUUUAUUUUUGUGAAAAUUUUAAUAUUUUCAAUGAAUUUUCUACAGUUUAGAUACACAAACCAAAUGAAUAUAUAGUAACUGUGUUGUUCUUCCAGGCAGCUGGCAACUCUUAUUUAAAUUUGUUAAUAAUAAUAAUAAAUAAUAAUAAUUUUUUACAAUUAUUAAAUUAAUUUUUAUAGCCAGUGUCUUGUAAGUAUGUUUUUGUAAAAAUAUUAAUUUAUUAGUUUAAUGUUGAAGUGUAAGUUUUUUUGUAUGUGAAAAAUUUAUUGGGUCACAAGUGAAGCACGUGUUUAACAAUUUUUUUGUUUAAAAUGUGACUUUUUAAUGAUAUAGUCUAAAAUGUGUGCCUUCAUCUUGCGCUUUCGUUGUAACGACAUGAUAUUUCUCUUUUUAUCAUGUAUUUAUAUAUAAAUUUUAAUUGUAAAAAUAAAUUAAUGUAUAUUGAAUGUAAUAACGAUGUGCCUCUGACAAUCGGGCUUUUUUCAAUCUAUUUUUUUUUUUUUGGAAAAAAAUUGUAUCUCGAAUUAUAUAUUAAAUUACUAUUUAACAGCAACUAAUUUAAAAUUUACUUGUGUAAAAAGCAGAAUUUAUAUACAAUGUAAUAUUAAUAUUUAAAUCUGCUUUUU